Molecule: messenger RNA, 7497 nt
Organism: Penicillium subrubescens
Lineage: Eukaryota; Fungi; Ascomycota; Eurotiomycetes; Eurotiales; Aspergillaceae
Product: reducing polyketide synthase sphB
Exons: 5
Coding region: 1-7497 (2498 amino acids)
Biological process (GO): fatty acid biosynthetic process; secondary metabolite biosynthetic process
Molecular function (GO): fatty acid synthase activity; oxidoreductase activity; phosphopantetheine binding
Source: RefSeq, a predicted model, not a curated record
AUGGCCCUGUCGACCACGGAUGCCAAAGGCUCAAUCGAAUAUGUCUCGAAUGUGAACUAUUCUGACAUCCAUAAGGGCACAAAUGGAUACCCGAAUGGCCAUGACCACGCAAAUUGCACAUUGUUGAAUGGUUCGCAUCCCGGGAGACAUGGCAAAGAAGCUCCGGUCAAUCGAACUCAUGUGCCGAUAGUUGCUUCUCCGGAACCUAUCGCCAUAUGUGGCAUGUCAGUACGUCUCCCUGGAGGCCUGCACUCACCACAGCAAUUAUGGGACUUCUUGGUUGCCAAGGGCGAUGCCCGUGGCCCAGUCCCAAAAUCCAGAUAUAAUGCUUCCGCAUACUACUCUGAGGCGUCGAAACCCGGCAGCGUCAAUACUGAGUAUGGAUACUUUCUUGAUGAAAGCAUCGAUCUCGCUACCGUGGACACGUCGUUCUUCACUAUGGGGAGAUCAGAAGUUGAGCGAAUGGACCCGCAUCAACGGCAAAUGCUGGAAGUAGCUAGGGAGUGCAUGGAAGACGCUGGCGAAACAGACUGGAAAGGACGACAGAUCGGCUGUUACAUGGGCAGUUUUGGCGAAGACUGGGCUGAGAUGUUUGCCAAAGAGAACCAGCAGUAUGGCUUGUACCGUGUGAGCGGAUCUGGAGACUUCAUGCUGCCCAACCGCGUCUCAUAUGAGAUGGACCUGACGGGGCCGAGCAUGACUGUCCGUACUGGCUGCUCUGCAGCCCUUGUCGCACUCCAUGAAGCAUGUCUGGCAGUCUCUAGGGGUGACUGUGAGGGUGCAAUUGUCGGCGGCGCCAACUUGAUAAUGGGGCCAGGCAUGACCACUGCCAUGACGGAACAAGGCGUUCUUGCGCCUGAUGGCUCUUGUAAGAGCUUCUCUGCUGAUGCCAAUGGCUAUGCUCGAGGAGAGGCAAUUUCCGCUAUUUUUAUCAAACCCUUGGCCGACGCCAUCCGCGAUGGUAACCCAGUCCGGGCCGUCAUCAGAGCAACGGCCUCAAACAGCGACGGAAAGGGUACUGCGAGUGGUAUCCAAGUUCCUAAUGACAUUGCUCAAGAGGCAAUGAUCAGGCGCGCUUACAUGCUGGCGGGUAUUACGGACUACUCUGAGACCGCCUUCGUCGAGUGUCAUGGGACAGGAACAUCGGUCGGAGAUCCCAUUGAAGCAAGGGCAGUCGGCCGUGUUUUCGGCCCCUCUGGUGGCGUCCAAAUAGGAUCCGUCAAGCCUAAUCUUGGUCAUUCUGAAGGAGCUUCGGGCCUCACCUCGCUGAUCAAGUCAGUACUAGCCCUGGAAAAUCGUGUCAUUCCUCCAAACAUCAAAUUCAACAAGCCAAACCCCGAAAUCCCGUGGGAUAGCUGCGGGCUCUCUGUUCCCACAGAGCCAAUGACUUGGCCUGAGUCUCGGAGGGAGCGUAUUAGUGUGAAUUCCUUUGGUAUUGGAGGUACCAACGCGCACGUUAUCCUCGAUUCUGCUCAAAGCUUCGGCAUCUCUCCCGUUCCCAAGCGACCUACCGUAUCGCCGCAACUGCUUGUCUACUCAGCCAACAACCACAAGUCACUUACAAGAAUGAUCACUCAAUAUAACACCUAUAUUGAGAAGAACCCAGACAGAGUUAGUGACCUAGCGUUCACCUUGGCCAACGGAAGAGAACACUUGCCUUAUCGGGCAUUCGCCGUGCAAGGACUAUUUCAUCCUGCCCCGACUUCGGCGCCCAUGAAAUCUGGUCCGGCACCGAACAUAGUUAUGGUAUUCACUGGUCAGGGCGCUCAAUGGCCACAAAUGGGUCAGUGUAUGAUCCACAGCUGUGCCUUUCCCGUGUUCAAGAAGACCAUCCAAUCUCUCGACGCACAUCUGCGGACGCUCACGCACGUUCCGAUAUGGAAUAUUGAAGACGAGCUACUAAAGACGAUCAAGACUAGUAGACUCAGCUCGGCUGAGCUCUCUCAGCCUCUAUGCACGGCAAUUCAAGUUGCUCUGGUCGACACUUUCGCUUCAGUUGGAAUUCGGCCUACUGCUGUUGUGGGACACUCCAGCGGCGAAGUGGCUGCUGCGUAUGCUGCAGGCGCUAUCACGGCCAAUGAGGCGAUCACGAUUGCGUUUUACCGUGGCCAGGUCGCCAAGCUGCAAACCAAGUCUGGAGUCAUGGCGGCUAUCGGCAUGGGAUCCGACGAUGUUCAGGGAUAUCUGCAACCUGGAGUAAUUGUUGCUUGCGAUAACUCGCCUAAGAGCGUCACUCUCGCCGGUGAUACCGAGGCGGUUGAACUUGUCGUUGACCAGAUCAAAGAGGACCGCCCUGAUGUUAUAGCAAGACAGCUGCAGGUCGACAAGGCGUACCAUUCUCACCACAUGGCUGAGAUAGGCGACAAGUACCAUGCCUUAAUCGAACAUGAAGUGUCUGCCAAGACCCCAACCAAGUUGUUCUUCAGCAGUGUCGAGGGCAAGCUGCUCAGCAAAGACUCGAUACUCGACUCUAAAUACUGGCAAAAGAACCUAGAGUCCCCGGUUCUCUUCCGCUCGGCCGUCUCAUCCAUCCUCCAGCACGAUAUUGCGAAGAAUAUGGUUUUCCUCGAAGUGGGCCCUCAUUCAGCUCUUGCGGGUCCUCUACGGCAAAUCCAGACCAAGCUUUCUAACUCUUCUCCUUAUGUCUCUGCGCUUAUCCGCAACCAGAACGACGAGGCAUCAUUCUUGGCAGCGAUUGGUCAACUAUACGUUCUCAACGCCACGCUCAACCUGGGUAAGGUCACUCCCAAGGGCUCGAUCCUGCCAGACCUGCCCAGAUACCCAUGGGACCACUCGACGAAGUUCUGGUACGAGUCUAGGCUGAGCAAGGAGUGGCGACAACGUGAGCACAAGUACCACGAUCUUUUGGGUGUUCGAGUCCCGGAGAGUCUCGAGUUUGACGUUCUUUUCCGAAAUCUCUUCCACUUGAACAACGCACCAUGGAUUAAGGACCAUAGGGUCGGUACCGACAUCGUCUUCCCUUUUGCUGGUUAUGCUGGAAUGAUUGGCGAGGCUGUGCGACAGGUCACUGGAGUCAAUGAGGCGUUCAAGCUUCGUAACAUCGUUGUCAGCACUGCCCUCGUCUUGAAUGAAGGCCAGCCAGUCGAGAUCAUGACUACACUGCGUCACCAUCGCUUGACGGACUCCCUCGAUAGUGACUGGUGGGAAUUUACCAUCGCGUCCCACAACGGAACGAUUUGGACCAAGCAUUGCUCCGGCGAGGCAAGAUCUCAUAGCGAGAAAUUUGGACAAGCGGAGAAGCAUUCUCCCCUAGUACGGAAGGUUGAUACCCGUCGUUGCUACGAGUCCAUGGCUAGGUCUGGUCUCAACUUCGGGUCCACAUUCCAACGUCUUGAUAAUAUCCGGUCCGACACUACAACACAGAUUGCGACAUCGGAACUUGUCGCAAAAGAGACUGAUGGCAAGGACUAUCAUCUGCACCCGACGGUUAUUGAUGCCUCAUUGCAGCUCCUUUGUGUUGCGGCAUCCAAGGGCUAUGCAGAUUCCGCAACCAAGAUGAUGGUCCCUACCAGUAUUGAAGAAAUGUGCAUAUACCGCUGCAAUGAGGAUGUCCAAGUCCGAGCCUCCGCAUCUUACACCCCAAACGGCUCCAUAUUCGGUAGUGGACAGUGUGUUGCCGACGAUGGCAAGCUUGUCUUGCGCAGCUCUGGAAUCAGACUCUCCGUCCUGGAUGGCCAGGAUUCCGGCAAAUCCAGCGACGCCACUGCGCGCAUAGAAUGGGGUCCCGAUAUCUAUUUUCUGGAUGUCAAAACUUUUAUCAAACCACUGAUUGACCGCAGCGACCACAUGCCCCUCUUAACAGAGUUGUCUCACCUAUGCAUGAUUCACACAAGGCGUGUUAUUGCAGAUGUGGAUACUCCAAUUAAUCACAUGCACAAGUACCGAUCGUGGAUUGAUGGCCAUCUCAAGUCUGUUGAUUUCCAAAGUCUGGACACUCUUGACAACGCGACCAUUGAGCAGCGAGUGAAGCACAUUGGCUCCGAGCUGUCACAAACUUUGGGCGUCCAUGCUGCCAUAGCUAUUCAGAAAAUCUUUAACAAUGCUAAAAAGAUCUUCACUGGUGACGUGGAGGCGCUGGAUCUCCUCCUUUCAGACGAUACAUUGGCCAACCUCUAUGAGUCCAUGGAUCAGUGCGAUACGUCGCAGUUCUUCAAGCACCUCACUCACAGCAAGCCAAAUCUACGUGUCCUCGAGAUUGGUGCCGGAACAGGUGGAUCCACCGCCAAAAUUUUGAAAUUCUUGACGCCUAGUGACAAGACCCUAUACUCGAAGUAUACCUUCACUGAUAUUUCUUCUGGUUUCUUCGUUGCUGCCAAGGAGCGCCUCAGCACGUACCCAAAUAUUGAAUACGCUACUCUUGAUAUCAGCAAGGAUCCCUCCGAGCAGGGUUUCAGUGGCCGUAAGUACGAUCUCAUCUUGGCGGCCAAUGUCAUCCACGCCACCAGGUCUCUGAAUGAGAGUUUAAGCAAUAUCCGGCAGCUGCUCGACCCCAACGGCUGGCUCUUGCUCCAAGAACUGAGUUCGACUUCCAAAUCGGUCAACUACAUCUUUGGAACUCUACCCGAUUGGUGGUACGGUGAUGCUGACGGCCGGUUGGACGAGCCAUACGUCAGUAUCGAACGGUGGGCGAAAGAGUUGAAGGCUGCUGGGUUCCGCAUUCCCGAUGCGGCAGUUCGUGAUUCACCGGAGCCACAUCAGCUGUAUGCGAUGAUUGUGGCCAGACCAGCGAUUCAGAAUGUCCCCAAAAAAUGCGUCACGCUCCUAAGUCUCUCCGAGUCGAAGUGCGCGAGCCCUAUAGUUCAGGGCCUAGAGAGCCGUGGAUAUGCCGUUUACUGUUGCGGGCUACAGGAUAUGCCCUUGCCAAUCAGUCAAGAUGUGAUUGCUAUGCUUGACUAUGAAUGUCCGUUUUUUGAAAACAUGGAUGACCAGCGCUUUGACUCUUUCAAGUCUUUGGUGGAAAGCUUGAAAGAAUGUGGUAUUCUCUGGGUGACUGCGCUCUCGCAGGUCCGAUGCCAGGACCCACGUUUCGGCAUGAUUAACGGUAUCGCCAGAACCAUUCGCUCUGAGAUGCUAGUUGAUUUCGCUACCUGCGAGGUUGAUGACGUUGGUUCGUCCGUAGAGAAGAUCAUUGACGUGUUUGCAAAGUUCCAACGUCGUCAGGAGGAUGAUAUUCUCAAGCCCGAGUUCGAAUACGCCAUUGUCAACAAUACUGUUCACGUUGGACGUUUUCAUCCCUUCCCGCUGCAGGAGAGGCUCCUGACAUCUAAUUCAGAUGACACCGUUGCUCUUCGCACUAGUAAACCCGGUCAUCUGAACGCUUUGCACUGGGCUUGCGAGGAGAUCAAAGCACUUGAUGGUGACGAUGUUGAAGUCGAAACAUAUGCUACCGGCUUGAAUUUCAGAGAUGUUUUGUCUGCCAUGGGCAUCGUUGAAGCCUCGGAGAGUGGGUUCGGCCUCGAAGCUGCCGGCAUUGUCCGUCGCACCGGUCCCAACGUCAAGGACCUCCAGCCCGGCAACCGCGUUAUGCUUAUCGGACAGUGCACAUUUGCAACGCGAGUGAUUGUCUCGGAAAAUCUUUGCGAGAAGAUUCCAGGUGGGUUGAGUUUCGAGGACGCGGCCACCAUGCCCUGCGUUUUUGCUACAUCGAUAUACUCCAUCUUUAACAUCGGAAAUUUGCAGAAGGGACAGUCUAUUCUCAUUCACAGUGCUUGUGGUGGUGUCGGCAUUGCUACCGUCCAGCUUGCUCAGAUGAUCGGUGCCGAGAUAUAUGUAACUGUCAGUAACGAGGAGAAGGUCAAGUACCUCAUGGACACUUUCGGACUACCUCGAAACAAGAUUUUCAACUCUCGUGACACCUCCUUUGUGGAAAAUAUCUUGCGAGAGACAGGCGGCAAAGGCGUUGAUUUGGCUUUGAACUCACUGUCUGGUGAGUUGCUGCACGCUACAUGGAAGUGCAUUGCAGUAUUCGGCAAAAUGGUUGAGAUAGGCAAGCGGGACUUGAUAGGCUCUGGAAAGCUUGACAUGAAGCCCUUCUUAGCCAACCGUAACUACUGCUGCGUUGACUUGGAUCAGAUUUGCUCCAUGAGGCCGACCAUUGCAAAGGGGCUGCUCAAGAACAUUGUCGACUUACUCAAGGAGCGCCAUAUCCAUCCGAUUCGACCCAUAAAGGUCUUCAACUCUGAUGUUAUCAUCGACGCUUUCCGGUUUAUGCAGCAAGGCGUCCACCUGGGCAAGAUCGUCGUGUCAAUGCGCAAUGCUGCUGGACAGGUCAAUAUGGGAGGGAAUAUUCAGCAGCGAAAGAACCCAACCCGCUUCGAUAGCUCGGGCGCAUACCUGCUGGUCGGUGGCCUUGGAGGCUUGGGUCGUUCUGUUUCAACGUGGAUGGUGGAGCGCGGAGCCUGCCACCUAAUCUACCUUUCGCGAAGCGCGGGUGCAAAUAAGAAACACCAGGAGUUUGCCGAAGAGCUUUCCAGUAUGGGAUGCCGCGCCAAUUUUGUUCAAGGUAGUGUUUCCAACCUUGCCGAUGUGACCAAGGCUGUCACACAGGCUCAAGGCCGGCUCAAGGGUAUCUUGCAGAUGUCCAUGGUACUUUGUGAUCAGAGCUUCCCCCAGAUGACGUUGGAGGAGUGGAACACGGCUGUUGAUCCAAAGGUCAAAGGAACGUGGAAUCUCCACUGUGCUUCCGUGUCCGCCAACGCGGGUCUUGACUUUUUCGUUCUUUUCAGUUCCAUGUCUGGCAUCAUUGGACAACCCGGUCAAGCAAACUAUGCUGGUGCCAACGCUUUCCUGGACGCCUUCUCCCAGUACCGCAUGGGUCUGGGACUGCCGGCCUGCGCCGUCGAGAUCGGUGCCGUUGAGGAAGUCGGCUACCUCACUGAGAACGAGUCGGUUAGGCAAAAACUCAAGGCUGGUGGCUCCGUUGGUACAAUCUCGGAGCGCGAGCUUCUUGAGGCGAUUGAAGCAGCCAUAACACCGACGUCGAGCAAGUCGCGACCCACUAGCUCAGGCAACUUCUGCCUUGGGAUCCGCUCCAGCUUGCUCCGAAGCAAUCAGGGACACCGCUCUCUCUGGAAGAAGGACGUCCGCAUGGCGGUGUUCCACAAUAGUGGAGAGACCAGCACCAUGUCAGACUCCGCAUCCACCGACAGCCUGAAAGCCUUCAUCACCGCCGCCAAGAGUGACCCCGCUUUACUGCGCCAGCCUGACUCCGCUCAUCUUCUCGCCGUCGAAAUUGGAAAGAAGGUGUUCAGCUUCUUGCUGAAGCCAGAAGAAGACCUACAGACCUCGUGCUCGUUGUCCGAUCUGGGAAUGGAUUCCCUUGUGGCCAUUGAUGUGAGGCAGUGGUGGAAAGCGACUUUCCAGUUCGAUAUCAGCGUGCUCGAAAUGAUGGGAAUGGGCACCCUCGAUGCCCUUGGUGAGCAUGCUGCUAAAGGAAUGCUCAAAUCGUUUCAAGGUGGUGAGGAUCAAGUAGGUUAG